AUGUGCAACAGCAGUUUAAUGACUGAGUUCCUCCUCCUGGCAUUCGCAGACACACGGGAGCUGCAGCUCUUGCACUUCUGGCUCUUCCUGGGCAUCUACCUGGCUGCCCUCCUGGGCAAUGGCCUCAUCAUCACUGCCAUAGCUUGCAACCACCACCUCCACACCCCCAUGUACUUCUUCCUCCUCAACCUCUCUUUUCUUGACCUGGGCUGCAUCUCCACCACUCUUCCUAAAGCCAUGGCCAAUUCCCUCUGGGACAGGAGGACCAUUUCCUUCUCAGGAUGUGCUGCCCAGGUCUUUCUGUUUGUCUUCUUGAUGUCAGCAGAAUGGUAUCUCCUCACCUUCAUGGCCUAUGACCGCUACAUGGCCAUCUGCAAACCCCUGCACUACGGGACCCUCCUGGGCAGCAGAGCUUGUGUCCACAUGGCAGCAGCUGCCUGGGGCAGUGGGUUUCUCUAUGCUGUGCUGCACACGGCCAACACAUUUUCACUACCGCUCUGCCAAGGCAAUGCUGUGGACCAGUUCUUUUGUGAAAUCCCUGAGAUCCUCAAGCUUUCCUGCUCAGACACCUACCUCAGGGAAAUUGGGUUUCUUGUGGUUAGUGCUUUUCCAUUUUUGGGGUGUUUUGUUUUCAUCAUGCUCUCCUAUGGGCAGAUUUUCAGGGUCGUGCUAAGGAUCCCCUCUGAGCAGGGACAGCACAAAGCCUUUUCCACCUGCCUCCCUCAUGUGGUCGUCAUCUCCAUGUUUCUUAGCACUGGCAUGUUUGCCUACCUGAAGCCCCCCUCCAUCUCCUCCCCACUUCUAAAUCUGGUGGUGUCAUUUCUGUACUCAGUGGUGCCUCCAGCAGUGAACCCUCUCAUCUACAGCAUGAGGAACCAGGAGCUCAAGGAUGCCCUGAGGAAACUGAUUCCAUGGACUCCUGCUAUUCAGCAGCGAGAAACAUCCCAACUUUCCACAAGUGACUCCCAGGGUAUUCUACAGCAGUCCUGA
This is a messenger RNA of Gavia stellata (red-throated loon), 990 nucleotides long. Its product is annotated as olfactory receptor 14A16-like. Gene Ontology annotation, cellular component: membrane. The coding region runs from base 1 to 990 and encodes 329 amino acids. The transcript has a single exon. Gene Ontology annotation, biological process: G protein-coupled receptor signaling pathway. NCBI's taxonomy places the organism in Eukaryota, Metazoa, Chordata, Aves, Gaviiformes, Gaviidae. The record is from RefSeq and is a predicted model, not a curated record. Gene Ontology annotation, molecular function: olfactory receptor activity; G protein-coupled receptor activity.